This is a messenger RNA of Brassica rapa (field mustard), 3250 nucleotides long. RefSeq names its product polygalacturonase QRT3. Gene Ontology annotation, molecular function: polygalacturonase activity. The record is from RefSeq and is a predicted model, not a curated record. NCBI's taxonomy places the organism in Eukaryota, Viridiplantae, Streptophyta, Magnoliopsida, Brassicales, Brassicaceae.
CGUCGGCCAGUGGCGGACCCAGGAAAUUUUUUUACCUGGAUCAUAACUCAAAUUCAUUUAAACAUUAAACCCAAUUAAAACAAAUAAUGAUUUUAUAUUAAAAAAAAAGAUGACAUAUAUCUGUGAGUGCUGAGGUUCGAACCAGAGAAAAGGGGGUCACUGGGUUCAAACUAUAACCAACUGAGCCAAUAUCCAAUACAUAAAUAAGCUUACAAAUUAAUUUUUUAUUUUUAACCUGUGUCAAUUGCACCCCCACCAUUCUAUGUAGGUCCGCCUCUGACGUCGGCAACAAAAGAAUAAAGAUCCCUCAAGAGAUCUUCAUCCCUACUCUAUUUUUUCCUCUAAAAUAGAGUAAAAAUGAAUAUGGAGUAAGAAAUGCUCAAACCCAACUUCAUAUCUCACUCUAUAAUGAAAUUUACUCUAUAUAUAGAGUAAUCUAUUUUUUGGUUGUUUAUCACUCCAUGAAAUAGAGUAGGAUUAUAGCAAUUUUAUUUCAUUUUCACUUUUACUUCAUUUUGGAAGAAAAAUUGAGUUUAGAGUGAGGAAUGCUCCAACAUAACUUCAUAUCUCACUCUAUAAUAAAAUUUACUCAAUAAAUAGAGUAAUCUAUUUUUUGUUUGUUUAUCACUCCAUGAAAUAGAGUAGGGUUGGAGCAAUUUUACUUCAUUUUUACUUUUACUCCAUUUUGGAAGAAAAAUAGAGUUUUACAUUAGAAAUGCUCUAAAUUUAAGUGUUAUAUUCCCAACUCCGUUUUCAGUAAUUACUUGAAAUCUUCUAUAAAGUACAACUUUAUUAAAAAUAAAUAAAACAUUAAUUAAUUAAAACACAGUUAAAAAUAAUAGACAAAAGUACAUGUUUACUUUUUAAUGUGUGUGAAAACCUAAAACAACCUUUCAAAUAAAGAGGGAAGGGAGUAUAAAACUUGCAUUAAAAGGUUAAAUACUUAACAAACAAAAAAAGUGGGUGGAAAUAAAAGUAUUGUUUUUUUUAGAGCAUCUCAAAUGUAAAACUCCAUUUUUUACUUCAAAAUGGAGUAAAAGUGAAAAUGGAGUAAAAUUACUCCAACCAUACUCCAUUUCCCACUCUAUAAUGAAGUGAUGAACAAACAAAAAAUAGAUUACUCUAUUUAUAGAGUAAAUUUCAUUAUGGAGUGAGAUAUGAAGUGGGGUUGGAACAUUCUUUACUCCAUAUCCACUUUUACUCCAUUUUAGAGAAAAAAAUGAAGUAAGGAUGGAGAUGUCCUUACAAGUGAUGAAUAAUUUGGAAGAAAGCAAACUUUAUGACGAAUAAAGUAUAAGAUGGAAAGUCUAAUACGAAUGAUUUAUUUCCUCAUAAAUCAUUAAUGCUGUAGAAAUUAGCAGAACAUGAGAGAUGCAUAAUAGAUGAUAAAACAUAAAUUAAGAAAGCAAAUUAUAUGAUUAAAAACUCACAAAAUCACUUUGAUAUCCGCCAGUCAUCAAACAACUCUUAAACUUUAUGAACUUCAGCUGCUACCAACAACAUGCUUUGAUCUUUUCGAGUCUUUUGCAUUUCCUUAUGAAUAAAGCAAAAACACCUAGAAGCUUUAUGCUUAAUAAAUUGGAAUUAGAGUCGGUUCAUUGGAAUAAUAAAGCAAAAAAUAAACAACAGAAACAAUGACCUUUAAUACACUGACACACGCUCAUAUCAACCUCUGCAUCUUCUUAUAAAUCAGUCCUAUUUUCUCUCUUUCUCUCUGUCAAGAAGAAGGCAAACAUCAAGAGAACCAGAUGAGACACUCUUGCUUUGUUUGCUUGUUACUGUUUCUCAUCACUGUUUCAGUUCAGUUAGAUGAGACAAUAUCCUUAAUAAGAGACAUGACAAAGCUUCUUGAAAUCCAAGACAAGAUCCAAGAAAAACUCGCUGUCGCUCCCUCUCUCCCACCUUUGUCUCCCCCUUCAUCGCCAUUUCCCAAAAUGGUAGGCAGAGUUAUAUACCCAAUUAGCUACGGAGCUGACCCGACAGGUGGACAAGACAGCAGUGACGCAAUACUUGAAGCUUUAACCGAUGCUUUUCAGCUACACAUUGAGCUUCACAUGCUGCCACGUGUCACUGAUCUAGGUGGUGUUGUUAUUGAUCUCCAAGGUGGCAGUUACAAAAUCGGAAAACCUCUCCGGUUCCCUUCCUCCGGUGGCGGAAACCUCCUGGUAAAAGGAGGGACAUUCCGAGCAUCAGAAGUGUUUCCUGGUGAUCGGCAUUUGGUAGAACUCGUGGCUUCAAACUCGUCGCCGGAGGAUACAUUCUCCGACCAGAACUCAGGGAUCUUCUUCGAGGAUGUGACAUUCAAAGACGUUCUUUUCGACUCAAGCUUCAGAGGUGGGGGUCUCGCGGUGGUAAACUCAGCUCGUAUCCGUAUCACAGACUGCUACUUCCUCCACUUCACAACACACGGGAUCAAAGUCCAGGGAGGUCACGAGACAUACAUCUCAAACACCUUCUUGGGACAACACUCAACAGUAGGCGGAGACAGACAAGAAAGACAGUUCUCAGGGACAGGUAUCGAUAUCUCUAGUACCGACAACGCCAUAACCGACGUAGUAAUCUUCUCUGCUGGUAUCGGUAUCUUGCUGAACGGCCAGGCGAAUAUAGUCACAGGCGUGCAUUGCUACAACAAAGCUACAUGGUUUGGUGGGAUAGGCAUUCUAGUGAAGUCUCACUUAACGAGGAUAGACAACUGUUACCUUGACUACACAGGUAUAGUCAUCGAAGACCCUGUUCACGUCCACGUCACAAACGCUCUCUUCUUGGGAGAUGCGAACAUCGUGUUGAGAUCGGUGCAAGGGAAGAAGAUUCACGGUGUGAACAUUCUCAACAACAUGUUUAGCGGUGAUCCUAAACACAACUUCCCGAUUGUUAAGCUAGAAGGAGAGUUUAAUGAGGUUGAGCAAGUUGUGAUUGAUCAGAACAAUGUGGAAGGGAUGACGUUGAAGUCAACAACCGGGAAGGCGAAGGUAUCAGCUAAUGGGACGAGAUGGGUUGUUGAUUUUGAACCGGUUUUGGUUUUCCCUAACCGGAUAAACCAUUACCAGCAUUCGUUUUUGGCGCAGUCCGGAGAGAUUCCUGCGAGUGCUGUGACUAAUGUUUCCAACAAUGUGGUGGUUGUCGAAACUGAUAGAGAUGUGAUCGGAACCGUGUCAGUGAUUGUUUAUCAGUAGUGAAAAAAAAACAACAUGUGUUCAUAUUUGAUCAUUGUCUUAAUGUUUCUACGCAAAUACAGACAUAGUUUCGUGAA